ACUUUGUUUGUUUACUUCUAUGUUUGCUUUGAUGCAUUGAAGAGGGGGUGGUUGGAAGGAUGCAGAAAAAUUAUUGGUUUUGAUGGAUGUUUUCUGAAGGGUUCUUGCAAGGGAGAAUUGUUGGUUGCUGUUGGUAGAAAUGGAAAUCAACAGAUGUUUCCAAUCGCAUGGGCUGUUGUUGACACAGAGACAAAACAUAGUUGGAGGUUUUUUUCUAAAGUACUUGAUAGAAGAUCUGAACUUAGGCACAGGACAUGGACUGACUGUUAUGUCAGAUAUGCAGAAGGGCCUUGUACCAGCUUUAUGUGAGUUGCUACCAGAUAGUGAGCAGAGAAGGUGUGCUAGACAUAUCUGGUCCAACUGGCAUCAAUUAUGGAGUGGUGAAGAAAGAAGGAAACAGUUCUGGAGAUGUGCUAAGUCAAGUUUUGAAGUGAAAUUUGAAGAUGAGAUGGAUAAACUCAACAAAUUAGGUAAUAAAAUUUGUGAGGACUUGUUGCAUUAUGAAAAAACUACUUGGUGCAAAGCAUAUUUUAAAGAGCAUUCUAAGUGUGACAUUGUUGAAAAUAAUAUGUGUGAAACUUUUAAUUCUUGGAUACUAGUUGCUAGACAUAAGGCUAUCAUAACUAUGCUAGAGGAGAUUAGGCACAAGAUAAUGGACAGAAAUAUUGCAAUGAGGCAAUUUGCUGAAACUUGGAUCUCAGAUAUCUCUCCUAUGGCUAGACUAGUACUAGAAGAGAACAAAGAUCUUGCUAGAUUUUGUGAAGUUAGAUUCAAUGGUGAUAUUGGGUAUGAAAUCUUAGAUGGUCAAUACAGACAUAUUGUUGAUAUAAGAAAGAAGACAUGUACAUGUAGAACAUGGCAAUUGAGGGGCAUACCAUGUCAACAUGUUGUGCUUGCAUAUCAGCACAAAGGCAUAGAACCUGAACAUGAAGUGGUACAUUGGUAUAGGAAAGAGACUUUUUUGAAGGCUUAUAAUCAUUUUCUACAGCCAAUACCAAACAUGAAAAUGUGGCCUCACACUAGUGGUGUAGUGAUUGAACCUCCUGAACCAAAAGUCAUGCCUGGUAGGCCACCAAAGUGCAGAAGAAAGGCAAAGAAUGAGCCUAGAAAAAAGUAUGGAAAGUUAUCCAAAAGAGGAGUAAAAAUGACAUGUUCACUGUGUCAUCAAGUAGGCCACAACAAAAAAUCUUGUCCAACAUUGGCUGAAAUGGGACAACCUGGAGGCUACCCAAACAGGAAACCAAGCUUAAGCCAACCAUCACUGUCUAGCCAACCAUCAAGCUCAAGCCAGCCACCAUUGUCUAGCCAACCAUCAAGCUCAAGCCAGCCACCACUUUUUAGCCAACCAUCAAGCUCAAGUCAGCCACCACUUUUUAGUAGACCAUCAAGCUCAAGUCAGCCACCAGUAUUCAAUCAUCAAGGCAGUUCUAUGUGUUUUGAUUCUUCAGCUGUUAGAAGAGAGCAACAACCUGCUAAAAGCAGAGGCACAUGCAGAGGCACUGGGAGAGGCACUGGGAGAGGUACUGACAGAGGAACUGGUAGAGGCACUGGGAGAGGUACUGGCACUGCCAGUGAAAUUGGAAGAGGCAGUGUUUUCAACAUUGGAGGUGUAUCAAGUCAGCAACCUGAUCAACCAAGGGCUGUGGAAGCUUCAAUAUCAACAGGAAGACAAAAAAGGACCAAGACUAUAGGAUUUGGCAUCUAUACAAAUGCAAGUGGUAGUCAAACCUUUAAUCCUGGUACUUCAGGAGAAAAAGUUAUCAAUUCGAGAGUUUAUAAGGAUGCAUCUCCAACAAAUAUUGAUAUUGGUUAUAAGCCUCGAGGACUCAAGUGGAAUGGUGGAGAUGCUGUCACUGGUUCACAGUUGCAACGUAUCACUCAGUCAAGGAAAAACAAGCGUGGAACAUCUAGUUCACCAAAGAAUGCCUAAUUUAUGUAGACUAGUCACUUUUUCGUUGUGUAAUUAGCAGCAGAAAUUUGUAUUGACUGCUUUGAAACUUGGAGCUCACUAGAGCAAAUUAAUGGCAUGAAUGAUCAAUUUUUACUGCUUUUGAGGC
Solanum pennellii is the source of this 2057-nucleotide messenger RNA. RefSeq lists its product as uncharacterized. Lineage: Eukaryota; Viridiplantae; Streptophyta; Magnoliopsida; Solanales; Solanaceae. The transcript is spliced from 4 exons. The record is from RefSeq and is a predicted model, not a curated record. Gene Ontology annotation, molecular function: zinc ion binding. Bases 140 to 1930 code for a protein of 596 amino acids.